ACUUAAUUGUUUGCCGGGAACGGGCACAACAGAGGCGACAAGACGUCCGCGCCAGUGUGUUGUGCGACCGCCUGCGAGACAGUCGCUCCCUAGUGGUUAUUUCAAAUAAAUAAUUACAAUAUAUUUUUAUUUUCAUAAUAAAAAUAUUCAGUGUUUGUUUCACGAGCAAUCACCAAAAAACAUAAACAAUGACUUUCGUAUUCGACAAGUGCUGCUUCUGCAUAGAGCUGAGGACAGGAUGCCUGAUCAUCGGGUACCUAAACCUGAUCGGUAACAUAAUAGCGAUAUUGAUGUCGAUCAUCGGCCUGGCAGCGGCUGGAGUGGUGACAGCCGAGGGAGACAAGGAGGAUGGCACACAGGCUGUGGGUGCCGUCGCGCUGGCCGUCAUCGGCAUCCUGCUGAUCUUCUUUAUCCUGUUCCUCACAUUCUCCAUUGUCCUCCUUGUUGGUCUGCACAAGCACAAGCGCGGUCACAUAAAGGCGUACCUGAUCUACACCGUGAUCUUCCUGGUGCUGUACGUCAUCAUGUUCUUCGCUGGUUUCGCUGCCUCACACAUCAACGGUGGCGUUGUCGCCAGGGAUCUGAUCUCAAUUCUUCUGAGCAUUUACUUCUUAUUGGUAAUCAGAAGCUACUACUUGAAGAUGGACGACCCCUCCAACAAACCUGCAGUUUACAACACAGCUUAAGUUAAAUAUUAUAUUAAAUAUUUUAACAAUCAAAAUUAACAUAAAGCCACAUGUUAAAAACUUGAAUAAAUAUUUCUGAAUAACUAUUUUGCAUUUAGAAAAAUAAAUGACCAUUUUAUGUCAUAAAAUAGUCGUUUGGAUAAAUUUUUAUUGAAUAAAUAUUUACAAAAUUGAUUACACAAGAAUGUGCCUUAGAGCAUUUGCAUAAAUGUUAUUGUGGCCUGAUAUAUAAAUGUUUGAUAAUUAUGUAAUAUUUCUUAAUGUUGUCAGUCUUCGGUUAGCUUUCAACCAAUUAUUUAAAGUGCUUGAAUAUAAUUAUUUGAUAAUUUUUUUGGCUGUAUGAUUCUCUAAAUACUGCGCAUGACAUGUGUUGGUGUAAAAACAUUGUUAUAAUAUUAAGUCGUUUAAAUUUCUUAUAAUUAGUUGUAAGAUUUUGAGUUAUUUUUUAGUUUUUAGUUACGGUUACGUUUUUGGAUGAAAUAGCCGAUUUUUGAAUAAACAUUUACGAACGUUAACGUUGAACGUUAUUGUUUAAUAUUACAUAGUUACGAAAAUGCAAUUUUUUUAUGUAACUUUUUCAUAACAUUGUUCAAUAACAUAAUUUCAACCGCCUUUUGUUAUAUUUUUCUUUGUUAAUUAGCUAGAAAAGACACCACUAACUAAGUUUUACAAAAAUAAACCCAAUGUGAGAAGAAAUAAAAUAUAAAACAGGUUGUACUGGUUUUGUAUUCAUUUAAAUAAAAAUACAGAAGAAAUAUUUUUCUACUUUUAUAUAAAAUAAUUAGCAGAUUAACAAAAUUGAAUAAUUUAAUUAAAUUUAAUAACCACCGAUAUGCCUAGUUGUUGAGUUUGAAAAGUUUUUGUCACAAAUACAUAUUUUACUUUUAAACGAUAGCCGUUUUCUUAUAAAACAAUGCAAAAUAAUAAACUGAAUAGGUACUUUGGUUUCUAGAAUACCUAAUUCAUUUUCAUUAAGUUACUUGUGUUAGAAUUUUUUAUUUUAUUUUGUGUAUUAUCAUUAGUUUUCUCACCUCGUUUUGGCAAAAAUGCUAUAGGAUGGUAAGAAUACUUAUGAAAACAUUUUACUGUAUACUAAAGUGCCAUGAAACAAAUAUAAUUAAAACAUUUAUUACAGAGGAAACCUCAUGUUGCAUUUACCUCACUAGGUAAUAGAAUAAGUGUUUUAUAUAAAAAAAUAUAUAUAUGUAUAAUUUACGAAACGUUACGUACUGUUUCAGGAAUCUCUUUUCUGAUGUACUUUAAUGUGCUAUUUGUUGGUAAAUAUACACAUAAAUAUGUAUAAGUCAUUCGCAUUUUGUCUGCUUGGAUGUUUAAUUAGACUUGUUAAGUGAUUUAUAUAUCGGAUAUUAAACACUUUCAAUAAU
Messenger RNA from Spodoptera frugiperda (fall armyworm), 2071 nucleotides. RefSeq lists its product as uncharacterized. The coding region runs from base 189 to 686 and encodes 165 amino acids. NCBI's taxonomy places the organism in Eukaryota, Metazoa, Arthropoda, Insecta, Lepidoptera, Noctuidae. The transcript has 5 exons. The record is from RefSeq and is a predicted model, not a curated record.